Gallus gallus (chicken) is the source of this 6333-nucleotide messenger RNA. RefSeq names its product zinc finger protein 488 (gene ZNF488). The coding region runs from base 192 to 1799 and encodes 535 amino acids. Gene Ontology annotation, cellular component: nucleus. Gene Ontology annotation, molecular function: protein binding. The transcript is spliced from 4 exons. Gene Ontology annotation, biological process: regulation of DNA-templated transcription. The record is from RefSeq and is a predicted model, not a curated record. Lineage: Eukaryota; Metazoa; Chordata; Aves; Galliformes; Phasianidae.
AGCCGGCUGCUGGGGUGAAGGCUGAGAGGAGCCCGUGAGCGCGGAGAGGUGAGAGGAGUUGCGGUGGAGGGGGGCCCGGGGGCGGUCCGGCAGGGGGGGCAGGGCUGGUGCAGCCGUGGUGCCGGCGGCAGAGAGAGGACGGCGCGGGGCGAAGCGGGCGGCUGCCGUCGGGCUGCUCUCCGGGGCGGUUUAUGAUGGAACUCACAUCUUUGCCUAAAUUCCUUUGGACAAGUGACAACAAAUUUCUGCAUCACCAUUUCCCGGAUAUACUGGCUACUGUUCACACCACACAAGACAUUCCUGAAGAAGCUGUUUUUGGCCCAUGCAUGCUGCAGAACACCCUGCUGGACACUGUAGCUUUUAUUGCCCUCAAGUGUUCUGAUAGACGGACCAUCCACUAUGUGUUUAAGGUAGAUGUCACGUCUGUGCACAGUCCUACAGGGCUGCCUUGGAUGAGGCUCGUACAAGCAGCUGCCAAUAGCAAGGAGCAGAACUUGGAAGCUUACUUAGAAAACAGUCAGUUAUAUUAUCGCUCAACCAGGAAAAUCAACAAAAAUGAGGAGCUGCUUGUCUGGUAUGAUGAAGAGCUUUCCAGACUCUUGGGUUUCAAUGAGAUAAAAGCUCAGAGUCCCCAGAAUGAGAUGAGGUGCCAAGAAUGCAACCGAGUCUUUAAAUGUGAGCAUUCCUAUCUGUCCCAUGUCCGCUUCCUGUGCGUCCCAGAGAAGAGUGCCCUGCUAUGGAGGAACUUCCAGGCUGAAAAAGGCACCUUAGUGGAGCAGACCACAAAUUUCCACAGCCUGGCAAAGGAUCUAGAGGUCAAAAUGACAGCUCGCAAAGAUGAUGCCUAUGGUCUCACUGGAGAAAAGAGAGCAAAAUCAGAAGAGGCUGAGAACAACAGGAGCAGGAAAACAGUGCUGUUGGAGAAAACAAAUAAUCUGAAUGAGGAACAUAACUGUGGGGGCAAGGAAGAGUCUGGAGGAGAGCAUACACCAGGUGGUUCUUUCUGGAAGUCGAGUUCAGGGAGACAGUCAGCUAGGAAGGAGGCUUUCGAGCAGAAGCAGAGUGCUUUCACUGAGGUCAGAAGGAUGAAGGAGAAGCUGAGGAAUGAGAGGCCCAAGGAAUCAGACCAGGAGGAUGGCACGGCUCCUUCUGGUAAGGAACAGGUAUCAAAGGAAGUGUUGCUGAACUCGUCUGGUAGUGCAUUCUCCUUUGUGUGGCCUACAAGAGGCCGAGGAGAGCAAAAGAGUGCUUUCAGCAAGCCCAGUAAAUGUCUUGCAGAAAGAGCGGCAAUAAAUUCUUCUCAUCCCAUGAGUGAGUCACCAAAGAGCCUGGGGGAGCUGUCUGGCUUCAUCGCCACCACAGACAUCAUGUCCUGCAGCACUCUUCUCAAUUCCAAGUUCUUUGUCAGUGAUUUGUGUAAUGCUCAGAUGCUGCAGACUAGCAUCAUUCGGGGCAAUGUUUUCCCAUAUACCUCAGAACCGUGGCACAAGCAAGCAGGACAGUUACAGAAUACGACCUCUACUUCUUCCUCCACCUCCUCCUCCUCCUCCUUGACUCUUCUUCCCCCCACCUUCACGUCCUUUGGAGUGGCUGCCCAGAACUGGUGUGCCAAAUGCAACCUGUCCUUCCGCAUGACUUCUGAUUUAGUCUUCCACAUGCGGUCACAUCACAAAAAAGAAUACUCCUCAACUGAAUGCCAGAGCAAGAGGAGACGGGAGGAGAAGCUCACAUGUCCCAUUUGUCAUGAGUACUUCCGAGAACGCCAUCAUUUAUCCCGGCACAUGACCUCUCACAAUUAGAGCUGUGCAGAUGGAUCUCACCAAGGGACUGAGCAGGUUGGGUGAAGUAGGGGAACAUCAUUCACUUCUAUCCAUUUCUUUUUUGUGUUUACAUUAAUUUCUUACAGAAAAUCACUGUUGACAGUAAUUUAUGAUAGAUGUUUGCAAAAAAAAAUAUAAAAUGUUUACAAAAUUCUGAGUGGGUUGUAAGUUUUGGAAACUCAACCUGGCCCUUGUCCGUCUAUUUUUGAGGAAAUAAAACUGUGAAAUGAAUGCACGCACAGUAUUAAUUUGCAAAGUCUGGGGACAAAGGUAUCAUUUUGCAGACAAAAUUUGCUUUGCUUGUAUUUGAUUUGCUGGCAUCUGCGCUGUACAAUGUAAAUACAGAAGCAGCAACCUCUUCACUGAAUGUGGAAUCUUUAAAUCUACAUGCUUGUAUGCAAAAAGAAAGUUACUGUUAGUAUCAGCUAUGGUGGCCUCUUCCUCAGUCUGAGCUGUGUUCUAGGCUCUACCACUUAUGAAAUAACGUAUAUAAAAUCAGAUUGGUCUGCAUCUGCAUCAAAAUAUGAGCUGUAUUCAGACAGUCAUUUAAGGAAGGGAGCACAGAUUCUUCCCAGAGGUGGCCUUGCAAGAUCUAUGUGACUUCUGUAGGAAUGCAGGUCUGAUAGGGGCAGGGUUACACUUGUGGAUUUCAAUUUAUGGAUAUACUAAAGAAGGUAGCUGGGGUGUCUGAGUUACUGCUAGCAAAUGCUAGAUAGAACCUGUGUUCUGCAUCCUGGCUGGUAGGUUCUGUUCUGCUGACAGCUAGAAGAGGAAUGUCCUUCACAAAAUGACACAGACGUUCAUGAAUUGCACUGGAUGAGACCAUUUCUAUCAUCUGGUUUCUACAUUGGCUAAUUCCAGAUGUUUUAAAGAAGAUGCCAAAGCCUCUCUGUAGCCAGUCCAUAUGAGACGUUUUUCUGUUUCCUCUUUUGGUUUGUGUUCUGCUUAGUCUCAGAUGCAGAUGAGUUUAUAUUACUUGGGGGGGGGGGUAUUGGGGGAGGGGGUUGUGGAAGAAAGCAGCAGCCCUGCCUGUUGUUACUGCAGCUCAUCAAAUUAGCCUUUCAUUACUUCUUAAAUCAACUUAGGGACUUACUCUUGAUAGUUUAAGACAACAUGUUCUUCAAGUGAGCAUUUGUCUCUUUCAUAUGGUAUUUUUUUUAAGGUUGUCUCUGUGUUUUGUGGCCUGUCUCUGUGCCUCAUGUGCUAUUAUUCCCUUUCAGAUAAUGAUCAGAAACUGUUUAUCUCACAGGUAAAAGUGCCCCUGGGAUUUGUAUAGGAGAUAGCAAUAUGCUCCUUAUUACUCUCCAUCGUGCCAAUGAUACAGUCCAGUGUUUGCAGCACACUGGACAGAAGUUUCCAUUGAGUUUCCAUGAUGAUGCCUAGGUUGAUAAUGCGAGUAUCAGACAGCAAGUAAAGGCAUCUGAGUGACAAAAGACAGCCCUAAAGCGUUAAGUUGUCAGUUGGGAUCAACAUAUUACCCUCAUGAUCACCUCUUGGAAGAUUUCUGUAAGUCAGGAAACUGUAUUCUUCCCAGUAUACUGCUGUUCAACAUUAAUACAUGGCCGUUCCCUAUAAGCAUAAACAUUUGACAUACUGUAGGCCAACCACUAGCUGUACACUCCAGCUUUAUUUCCCAACAUAAAGAGAUUAAAUCUUUACACUAUGUCUUUGAAUUCAGAAGACAUAAAUUGAGACUGGAGGUCUGGUUGGAUUAUAAUACAGCUUUCCAUGUUAGUGGUGGAAGCUCUUUUACUGGAGUCAUUAAAAACCAAAGGGAACAAAAGCUUUGAAACAUGUAGCAUGGGGAACAACCUUGCACUGAGUAGAUGAUGUGGUUUCCUCCUAAUCUUUCAAUCUCUAUUUUGUGUCCAAUAACAUUUACUGUGUAAGGAAUAUAUUUAUGGCAAGGUUUCGCAGGCCAAAUUUCACUCCAUCUGGUUUUGUCUGGGUGCCAGCCAGUUUACUGUGAAGUCAGUGUCCAUAAAGUGUAAUAAAGGACUCCAUGGUGUAACUACAUUCAUAUGUGGUUAGGGUUAUAGUUCCCAUUAGUAGUUGAGGCCAGAUUGUGAUCUCACUUAUUCCAGUGCAAAUCUAGAAUAAUUCCAUGUUGCUAUUCCUGAUUUACAUCAAUGACUUUCAGAUCAGUCUUGUCAUGUAUAAAUAAGACUCAAUGUUGUUUGGUACCACUGCUGCCAAAUAUUCUCCUCUCUGCUUACUGAAAGAUACUGUACUUUAUUAACAGUUGUAUGUUAGAAACUUUAGAGUUCUUCUGGAAAAAGACAGGAUCAGCUGUGUAAUGCUUCCUGGUCUUAUGCUGGUGUAUUGCUUCAGCACUGUCUACUCCAAGGGCCUGUUUUUUUCCAGUGCGCUGCACCUAGGUCAGAAUGAAGCUGUACCAGACCUAACUGGUUGCAUGCUUUCACUGACUUUUGGUUGAUAUAAGUCAUCUUGAGAAAGCAUGGAAAAUUGGCCCCUGAUAAAAAGCUGCCGAGUCUUCAAACCUCAUCCAACAGUGUAUUAGACCUGCAUCAUCAGAACUCUCAGCAGUAAUUGUACUUCUUCAUUCUGCUUAUGGCAUGAGGCUUAUGGAAAUAGCAAGACUACAGAAAGAGAGCCUUUCUGUAUCUCAUGAAGCUUACUUCUUUGCUGAAAAAAUAAAUGAAAGAAAACUACCCAGCUUCUUUGUAGACUCAGCACAUCCUACAUUGAUGACAAAUAUCUAAAGAAAUGCUUUCUGUACAUAGAAAAGCAAGACAGUUAUGAAGCGUGCCAAAGUUGAUUUGAAAUAAAAAAAAUGAAGAGGGUAGGUGUUUAAUCAGCUUUCCUUCUCAUUCCAUCCUCACCUCCUCCAGUUGCAGGAGCAGCACCGUUUGGUACUAGCAUGUAAAGGCAGAGAUUUUCCUAUUGCAUACCAGAAACCCCACUGUGGGGAAGCGUUUGCUAUUCUGCCUUGUCCCUUUCAGACUAGCACAAAGACUGAGUGAAAGCAAAUUGCUUUUUACACUGAAGUCUAAAGCGUUUUGUGAAGUAAGAUCUGUUUAUACACACCACUGUCCAACAUCACAUUCUGUUGCAAGCUACAUCUGUGCCAACAUAAGAGCAAAAUAGCACAGAUGUCAACAGAACCAGAACUUGAUUUCCUAUGUGUAAAAUACACUUCUGUGCAAAGCCCCUCAUGCAGUUGGGGUGAUGUCUUCUAUGUGUUUCAUAUUUAACUGAUUGUCUCAUUUAACUCGGGUUAUAUAAACUGUUGGGCUUCUUCAAGAUAUUGGGAGAUUUUAUUUCUUUAUGUGAAAAUAUUCAUAUUAAAGCUGAGUGAACCAAGGCAGCAGAGGCAGAACGAAGCCUAAUGAGAUGAAGAAAAAGAAGCAUCUUGUAAUCAGGUCAUGCUGGAAGGUUUUUCUUAUGCCUAGAAGUCUGAACAUUCAAAUUGGUAUAGAUGAAAGGAAACCCUGCUGAAGAAAAGGCACUCCACUAGAGCAGGGUGUUCUUGAAUAAAUGCAGGGACUUGGGGAGUUAAUGAAGGUAAUCCUUCAGUCUCUCAGUGCAGUGCUGUGAUUUGACAGCAGGGAUCUGUAUGUUUUCUACAACUAGAGAUAUUUUGAGGAAAAAAAUAACAUUUUUCACUAAUUUCUUAGAUACAGUCUAUGAAUUCUCUACAGUCUACAGUUUGAAAACUGGGCUAGGGGAGGUUCUGUGGUGUGAUCAGUGGGGUCUGCAUUAGAAGGACUGUCCAGAGAGCAAGAACGCACCACUUGGUAGUGCAAAAAUGUAUAGUCUGCCUGUCAAUUCUUGGUCAGAGUCCUGUGAACUCUAAAAAGAGGUGGAUCAUACAGCUAGGAGGCCUGAUAUACUCAUUUAUUUCUUACCUCCUUUGAAAGGAACAUUAGCGGAAUUAACCAUUAGAAAGUUGUUCUAGAAUGGAUGGUAGGAAAUGGUACUACAAACUCUUGAACUUCCAUCUCAGCUCUGGAACCAGAAGAGAGAAGAGUGGUGGUUUCAGUGUGUUUCCUAUUGUAUAAAAAGCUGGAAGAGCACUUCAGAAUUCAUUCAGUCCAUUUCUAAGGCAACCUCUGUCUAACCUCCUAAUUUAAACCACAGACUAUCUAUUCUCUAUAACUGAUUUCAUUCAUAGUUUGAUGAUGUUCUAGCCUUUCAAUGCAGUGUAAUUUUCUAUACAAUUACUUUCUAUUGCAGGAAUAUUACAGCAUUAUUUAUAUCAAAUGGAGUCACCAGAAAAUGCAUUUUCUUUUCUUGUUUUCCCAACUAGAUUCCAAUCGUUAAACCUUUAUUGUUCAUGAGUACUUAUCAUAUUACUUUGUCAAAGAAAUGAUUUCCUAUUUGUGCCCAUAUGGUAUAGUAUUUGGUCUCUGAAUGAAUGACUACAGUUUAUAAAUGUUGCAUUUGAGAACCACAAUUGUUUGUAUAUGACAGCACAACAGAUUGUGUUGAGGAAAAAAGAAGUAUAUCUGGUUCAUUUAGAUUAUUAAAGAAGCUUAAAAGACAUUAGAAA